UUCCGGCGCCUCCCGGCGUGCCCCGGUACUCCCGGCAAGAUGGCGGACGUACUGGACCUUCAUGAGGCGGGCGGGGAGGAUUUCGCCAUGGACGAGGAUGGCGACGAGAGCAUCCACAAGCUGAAGGAGAAGGCCAAGAAGCGCAAGGGCCGCGGCUUCGGCUCAGAGGAAGGAUCCCGCGCUCGGGUGCGCGAGGAUUACGACAGCGUGGAGCAGGACGGGGACGAGCCGGGGCCACAGAGAUCCGUGGAGGGCUGGAUCCUCUUUGUGACAGGGGUGCACGAGGAGGCCACGGAGGAGGAUGUGCACGACAGAUUCGCCGAAUUUGGGGAGAUCAAAAACAUCCACCUGAACCUGGACCGGCGCACGGGAUACCUCAAG
This is a messenger RNA of Lonchura striata (white-rumped munia), 381 nucleotides long. The record is from RefSeq and is a predicted model, not a curated record. Lineage: Eukaryota; Metazoa; Chordata; Aves; Passeriformes; Estrildidae.